Eptesicus fuscus (big brown bat) is the source of this 629-nucleotide messenger RNA. RefSeq names its product mitochondrial ribosomal protein S21 (gene MRPS21). Bases 270 to 533 code for a protein of 87 amino acids. Gene Ontology annotation, cellular component: ribosome. The transcript is spliced from 3 exons. Gene Ontology annotation, molecular function: structural constituent of ribosome. Gene Ontology annotation, biological process: translation. The record is from RefSeq and is a predicted model, not a curated record. Lineage: Eukaryota; Metazoa; Chordata; Mammalia; Chiroptera; Vespertilionidae.
AGCCCGUGUUGGGCGUGGGACAGGCAGGCGGGUGCCGCGGGAGGGCACGUUUGCGCGCCGUGGUCCCCUUCCCUAAAGCCCGAGAAAGGCCCCGAACACAGCCCCACCCCAGCGCCCCGGAAGCCGCGAGCGGUCGUGCGGGUGGAGUGUGCGGCGCGGGGUGUCCCCUCGUAACCGGCCACGUAAAUCUCCGUGGUGACGCCUAGCUACCAUCGCUUUGCUUCCCCAUGCCUUUAGGUCCCAGAGAGUGAAGGCUUAAUUCCAAGGUCAUGGCAAAACACCUGAAGUUCAUUGCCAGGACUGUGAUGGUGCAGGAAGGGAACGUGGAAGGUGCAUACAGGACCCUAAACAGAAUCCUCACCAUGGAUGGGCUCAUUGAGGAUAUCAAGCGACGCCGGUACUAUGAGAAGCCUUGCCGCCGACGACAGAGGGAAAGCUAUGAAACCUGCCGGAGGAUCUACAACAUGGAAAUGACUCGCAAGAUCAACUUUUUGAUGCGAAAGAAUCGGGCAGAUCCAUGGCAAGGCUGCUAAGGCCUGUGGAUAGUAGGAAAACACCUAUCUGGUUGUAUCUCCAUCUCUUUUCUUUCUGCAACCCCAUUUCUUGCAAUAAACUCAAUCAUAUAUAUA